Molecule: messenger RNA, 939 nt
Organism: Populus euphratica (Euphrates poplar)
Lineage: Eukaryota; Viridiplantae; Streptophyta; Magnoliopsida; Malpighiales; Salicaceae
Product: chromatin-remodeling complex subunit ies6-like
Exons: 4
Coding region: 289-660 (123 amino acids)
Biological process (GO): chromatin remodeling
Cellular component (GO): Ino80 complex
Source: RefSeq, a predicted model, not a curated record
AGAAAACUGGCUUGGAAAUCUAACUCGUUGUGUAAUAAAUUAACCCUGCUUUAAGCAAAAUUCGACACUUUGCUGUUGCAUUAGGGACCUAAUUGAAAGCAUUGAUAGUUUGGGAUCUAAAUCGAAAAUCAGUUCAUCGUCGGUUACUAAAUUGAGAUUUUCUAUGACUAUAUAAAGUGGAGAUUAUUUGUCCGUUUACUGUUGUGCCCAGUUCGAGCAGCAGGGGAUUCUGAACUCAGAGGUUCGUUUGCCCAUUCUUUUUAUAUAGAAGAGGAAGAGAGGAAGAAGAUGGAAGCAGAGUUGAUAAAUGCAGAGCUGGUGUUGCCAACACACUUCAGUUUCAAGAGGAUACAGAUAUAUGAGAAAUACCCAAAGGGACAACCAAGAGGCCGUUGGAAACACCUUAAGCAGAUUCUUCAAGCAGAAAAUUAUCAGAAUUGCCCUCCAGAUGAACCCAACUAUGUUAAUAUUGAGUCACCACCCUCCAUGCACCCACCUUUGAGAAUAUGCGAUAUUACAGGAUUCGAGGCGCCUUACCAUGACCCAAGGACCAACCUCCGUUAUGCAAAUACUGAUGUCUUCAAACUCGUGAGAUCACUUCCAAAUGAGCAUGUGCAAAGGUAUCUGGCAUUGAGAAAUGCAGCCGUUACUCUGAAAUAACUUGCAAGAAUUUGCCUUGACAAUGCUAGCCCGCUCCUGUUUCUGUUUCUGUUUCUGCAUGAGAUAGGGUAGAGCUAUUAAAUAGUUUAGCUCAAAGAGAUGCAUUAAUUGCACUGAACUAUGUUUUGGAAUUUGUCGGUAUGUCUCCUCUCUCCUUUUGCUCGAGCUAAUUAGAUGUAAACCAAUCAGUGUCUGUAGCUUAGGUAACUGGAUCAUUUAUGGAUCUUGAUCUUUUGGCAGGCUUUCUAUAUCAUGCAGUUGAUAGGUUCUUGAAUUGUG